AUGGACGGCCGUCCCAUUGCGCUACCGAGACCGUCCGAGUCCUCGUCAUCCUCUGACCCUUCCGUGGUGGGCCCCGGUGGCGGAGCCCUCGUCGUCGGCCACUUGGCCUCUUGGCUACAGGGCCGCCGGUGCCCCAGCCUCCCCCUGACGCCAGACCAGGUGGCCCGUCUCAGCUGGACGCAGUUGGUGCACAGCGUCCGGCCGCUGCCUGUCUGCGGCCGAUGCCACAUCGAGUGUGAGGAGACCUGCAGCGGUACAGGGGCGCACCAGUGCAUCGGUGCUUGUCGACACCUGCGGGUCAGUUUGCCACCCGAAGACCAGACCCAUCUUCAUCGGCUCAGCGGUAUCAUGUCCUUACAAGCCACUCUAUCCGGGCCGAAUUUGAGACAGGUUCAUUGGGAUUGA
Molecule: messenger RNA, 405 nt
Organism: Protopolystoma xenopodis
Lineage: Eukaryota; Metazoa; Platyhelminthes; Monogenea; Polystomatidea; Polystomatidae
Source: the annotation of a GenBank genome assembly